AUGAUUUUCUCACAAUUUCUUCUUGUCCGUCUGCCUCUCUACCCCUCCCCAUCUAUCUAUCUAUCUAUCUAUCUAUCUAUCUAUCUAUCUAUCUAUCUAUCUAUCACUUCUUUCAUGUUUUUUCUUUCGUUAUUUGCUACACUCUUUCUUGUCGAUUUUUUUUCUUUCUUUCUUUUUUCUUUUUUUUCUUUUAUCACUCUCUCCAAUUCGUUUCUUUUUUUUUUUGUUUAUCUGUUUGUUUGUUUGUUUAUUUAUUUCUCAUUUGUUCUUUCUUCCUUUCUUUCUUUCUUUCUUUCUUUCUUUCUAUCUUUCUUUCUUUCUUUCUUUCUUUCUUUCUUUCUUUUGUCUUUUCUCUUUUAUUUCUUCCCACAUUUGUUCUUUCUUUCUUUCUUUCUUUCUUUCUUUCUUUCUUUCUUUCUUUCUUUCUAUUUUUCUUUCUUUCUUUCUUUUGUCCUUUUGUCCUUUUUUGUCCAUUCGUUCUUUCUUUUGUCCUUUCUCUUUUAUUUCUCCCAACAUUUGUUUGUUUGUUUGUUUGUUUGUUUGUUUGUUUGUUUGUUUGUUUCUUUCUUUCUUUCUUUCUUUCUUUCUUUCUUUCAUCUCUCUCUCAAAGGUUUUCUUUCUCAAUCUCUACCUUACUUCAUUUCCCUCUACUUUUCUUUAUCGAUAUUACCCGUUAAUUUCUUCCCUUUUACUAAUAUCCUUAUCUCAAUGUUCCAUUUCUUCAGCCUUACAAUCCCUACAUUUGUCAUAUGUUGUUCGUAUUCUUCUUUCCUACGGCACAUAUUCCUUUUCGUCCUUCGAAUCUCCUUUCAUAACUUCUGUUCACACAACAUUUAUUAUCUUCUUUUUUUCAUGACGGUUCAUCCGGCAUCUUUUGCUCUCUUCAUUUCUUUAAAUAUCCUAUCUUUAUACUGCACUCUUACGAUAUCUUCAUUUCUUAUUACACUUCUUUAG
Messenger RNA from Acanthosepion pharaonis, 954 nucleotides. NCBI's taxonomy places the organism in Eukaryota, Metazoa, Mollusca, Cephalopoda, Sepiida, Sepiidae. The record is from the annotation of a GenBank genome assembly.